AUGACACAUAAAAAAGAUAAAGAUAAUGAAAAUUUAUCAGAAAAAUUAGAAAUUCAAAAUAAAGAAAUUAAAGAGAUUAAAUUAUCAAUAAAAGAAAUUACAAGAUCUAUUGAAAAUGUUUAUCAAUUAUUAUUAACCAAUAGGAAUUUAUGUAGUCAUUGUCAACAACAAAAAUUGAAUAAUAGUGGUGGUGGUAUCAACAAUACCAACAAUAGUAAUAAUAAUAAUAAUAAUAAUAAUAAUAAUAAUAAUAAUAAUAAUAAUAAUAAUAAUAAUAAUAAUAAUAAUAAUAAUAAUAAUAAUAAUAAAUACAAUGAUUUAACAGAAGGAAGGAAUGGAAAUGGGAAAAUCAUUGAUGGAUCUGUUGGAGUUAAUUCUAUAGUACCUAUUUUUGUGUUAUUAAUUUAG
Molecule: messenger RNA, 408 nt
Organism: Dictyostelium discoideum AX4
Lineage: Eukaryota; Evosea; Eumycetozoa; Dictyosteliales; Dictyosteliaceae
Exons: 2
Coding region: 1-408 (135 amino acids)
Source: RefSeq, a predicted model, not a curated record